Gasterosteus aculeatus aculeatus (three-spined stickleback) is the source of this 6011-nucleotide messenger RNA. Its product is annotated as myosin heavy chain, fast skeletal muscle. Lineage: Eukaryota; Metazoa; Chordata; Actinopteri; Perciformes; Gasterosteidae. The record is from RefSeq and is a predicted model, not a curated record. Gene Ontology annotation, cellular component: myosin filament; myosin II complex; cytoplasm. Gene Ontology annotation, molecular function: actin filament binding; ATP binding; microfilament motor activity.
GAUUAUUUCAAUCUGUCUUUAAUAGCAUUCCAAGGUCACAGAAGAUCAGUGGCAUUCCUUUGGGAUUGGCAAGGUCCCCAAUAAAGUGCCACCAUGAGCACAGACGCGGAGAUGGCGGCCUAUGGCCCUGCGGCAAUUUACCUCAGAAAAGGAGAGAGGGAGAGGAUUGAGGCUCAAGCAGCACCAUUUGAUGCCAAGACAGCCUUUUUUGUGGCUGAUACUGCUGAAAUGUAUCUGAAGGGUAAACUCAUCAAAAGAGAGGGUGGCAAAGCCACAGUUGAGACGCUGCUAUAUGAAGGAAAACCGUCAAAGACUCUCACUGUAAAAGAGGAUGACAUCCAUCCCAUGAAUCCUCCCAAGUAUGAUAAAAUUGAGGACAUGGCCAUGAUGACCCAUCUCAAUGAACCGUGUGUGCUGUAUAACCUCAAAGAGCGUUUUGCAUCAUGGAUGAUCUACACUUACUCUGGCCUCUUCUGCGUCGUUGUGAACCCCUACAAGUGGCUUCCUGUGUACGAUGCUGAGGUUGUCAAUGCAUACAGGGGCAAGAAGAGGAUUGAGGCUCCGCCCCACAUCUUCUCCAUCUCUGAUAAUGCCUAUCAGUUCAUGCUCACUGAUCGUGAGAACCAGUCUAUCCUUAUCACUGGAGAAUCCGGUGCAGGAAAGACUGUCAACACCAAGCGUGUCAUCCAGUACUUUGCAACAAUUGCAGUGGCCGGUGCAAAAAAGGAGACGAGUAAAAUAAAGGGUUCACUGGAAGAUCAAAUCAUUGCGGCCAACCCUCUGCUUGAGGCCUACGGCAACGCCAAGACUGUGAGGAAUGACAACUCUUCUCGUUUCGGUAAAUUCAUUAGAAUUCACUUUGGAACCACUGGCAAACUGGCCUCCGCUGAUAUUGAAACGUAUUUGCUGGAAAAGUCCCGUGUCACCUUCCAAUUGUCUGCUGAGAGGAGUUACCACAUCUUCUAUCAAUUGAUGACUGGCCACAAGCCUGAGCUCCUUGAGAUUCUCCUGAUCACCACCAACCCCUAUGACUACCCUAUGAUCAGUCAGGGGGAAAUCACUGUCAAAAGCAUUGACGACGUUGAGGAGUUCAUUGCAACAGAUACGGCCAUUGACAUCUUGGGCUUCACUGCUGAUGAGAAAAUGGGCAUCUACAAGCUGACAGGAGCUGUGAUGCAUCACGGCAGCUUGAAAUUCAAGCAGAAGCAGCGUGAGGAGCAAGCUGAACCUGAUGGCAAUGAGGUGGCUGAUAAAAUCGCCUAUCUCGUCGGUCUGAACUCAGCCGACAUGCUGAAAGCUUUGUGCUAUCCAAGAGUCAAAGUUGGAAAUGAGAUGGUGACCAAAGGUCAGACUGUGCCACAGGUCAACAACGCUGUCAAUGCUCUGUGCAAGUCCAUCUAUGAGAAAAUGUUCUUGUGGAUGGUCAUCCGUAUCAAUGAGAUGCUAGCCACGAAGCAGCCGAGACAGUUCUACAUCGGAGUGUUGGAUAUCGCUGGAUUUGAGAUCUUUGAUUACAACAGCUUGGAGCAACUCUGCAUUAACUUCACCAAUGAGAAACUGCAACAGUUUUUCAACCACCACAUGUUCGUCCUGGAGCAAGAGGAGUACAAGAAGGAAGGCAUUGAUUGGGAGUUCAUUGACUUCGGUAUGGACUUGGCUGCCUGCAUUGAGCUUAUCGAGAAGCCAAUGGGCAUCUUCUCCAUCCUUGAAGAGGAGUGCAUGUUCCCCAAGGCCUCUGAUACAUCUUUCAAGAACAAGCUGCAUGAUCAGCAUCUUGGCAAAACCAAAGCCUUUGAGAAGCCCAAACCCGGAAAGGGCAAGGCCGAAGCUCACUUCUCCCUGGCUCACUACGCCGGUACAGUGGACUACAGCAUCACCGGAUGGCUGGACAAGAACAAGGACCCCCUGAAUGACUCAGUUAUUCAGCUGUACCAAAAAUCUUCAAACAAACUGCUGGCAUUACUUUAUUUAACCCACAAUGCACCUGAGGAGGGUGCUGGUGGCAAAAAGGCUGGAAAGAAGAAGGGAGGUUCCUUCCAGACUGUGUCUGCUCUUUUCAGAGAGAAUUUGGGCAAACUGAUGAGCAACUUGAGGAGCACCCACCCUCAUUUUGUCCGUUGCUUGAUUCCUAAUGAAUCAAAAACCCAAGGUCUCAUGGAGAACCACUUGGUCAUCCACCAGCUGAGGUGUAACGGUGUGCUGGAAGGCAUCAGAAUCUGCAGAAAGGGCUUCCCCAGCAGAAUCCUCUACGCUGACUUUAAGCAGAGAUAUAAAGUAUUGAAUGCUAGUAUAAUCCCUGAGGGACAGUUCAUUGACAACAAAAAAGCUUCAGAGAAGCUGUUGGGCUCCAUUGAUGUGGACCACACUCAGUACAAGUUUGGGCACACAAAGGUGUUCUUCAAAGCAGGUCUGCUGGGUACCCUGGAGGAAUUGAGAGAUGAUAAACUGGCUGCGCUGGUGACCAUGACUCAGGCUCUCUGCAGAGGUUUCCUCAGUAGAUUAGAAUUUGUUAAAAUGAUGGAGAGGAGAGAUGCAAUCUUCACAGUCCAAUACAACAUCCGCUCAUUCAUGAAUGUGAAGAACUGGCCAUGGAUGCAUCUGUACUUCAAGAUCAAGCCUCUUCUGAAGACCGCUGAGACUGAGAAGGAGCUUCAACAAAUGAAGGAGAACUAUGAUAAGAUGAAAUCAGAUCUGUCUACUGCACUGACCAAGAAGAAAGAACUGGAGGAGAAGAUGGUUUCUCUGCUGCAGGAAAAGAAUGACUUGCAAUUACAAGUGGCUUCAGAAGGUGACAAUCUCUGUGAUGCUGAGGAAAGGUGUGAAGGGCUCAUCAAGAGCAAAAUCCAGCUGGAGGCCAAACUCAAAGAGACAACUGAGAGACUGGAGGAUGAAGAGGAGAUGAAUGCUGAGCUGACUGCUAAGAAGCGGAAGCUGGAGGAUGAAUGCUCUGAGCUGAAGAAAGACAUUGAUGACUUGGAGCUCACCUUGGCUAAAGUGGAGAAGGAGAAACAUGCCACAGAAAACAAGGUGAAAAACCUGACGGAGGAAAUGGCAUCUCAAGAUGAGUCUAUUGCCAAGUUAACCAAGGAGAAGAAAGCCCUCCAAGAGGCUCACCAGCAAACACUUGAUGAUCUCCAGGCAGAGGAAGACAAAGUCAACACUCUGACCAAGGCCAAGACCAAGCUGGAACAGCAAGUGGACGAUCUUGAGGGAUCACUGGAGCAAGAGAAAAAGCUUCGCAUGGACCUUGAGAGAGCCAAGAGGAAGCUUGAGGGAGAUCUGAAACUGGCCCAGGAAUCCAUAAUGGAUCUGGAGAACGACAAGCAACAAUCUGAUGAGAAAAUCAAGAAGAAGGACUUUGAGAUCAGUCAGCUUCUCAGCAAGAUUGAGGAUGAACAGUCUCUUGGUGCUCAGCUGCAGAAGAAGAUCAAAGAACUCCAGGCUCGUAUUGAGGAGUUGGAGGAAGAGAUUGAGGCUGAAAGGGCGGCUCGGGCCAAGGUGGAGAAGCAGAGGGCUGACCUCUCCAGGGAGCUCGAGGAGAUCAGUGAGAGGCUUGAAGAAGCUGGUGGAGCAACAGCAGCUCAGAUCGAGAUGAACAAGAAGCGGGAGGCUGAGUUCCAGAAGCUGCGUCGGGAUCUUGAAGAGUCCACCCUGCAGCAUGAAGCUACCGCAGCAGCUCUCCGCAAGAAGCAAGCUGACAGUGUUGCAGAGCUGGGAGAGCAGAUCGACAACCUGCAGCGCGUCAAGCAGAAGCUGGAGAAGGAAAAGAGCGAGUACAAGAUGGAGAUUGAUGACCUCUCAAGCAACAUGGAGUCUGUUGCCAAAUCAAAGAGCAACUUGGAGAAAAUGUGCAGAUCUCUUGAGGACCAGUUCAGUGAGCUCAAAUCCAAAAAUGAUGAGCACGUUCGCCAACUGAAUGACAUCAAUACCCAGAGGGCUAGAUUACAGACAGAGAACGGUGAGUAUUCCCGUCAGCUCGAGGAGAAAGAAGCUCUGGUUUCCCAGCUGACCAGGGGCAAGCAGGCGUUCACUCAGCAGAUUGAGGAGUUUAGGAGGCACAUUGAGGAGGAAGUGAAGGCCAAGAACGCCCUGGCCCAUGCUGUCCAGUCCGCCCGCCAUGACUGUGAUCUGCUCAGAGAACAGUUUGAGGAGGAGCAGGAGGCCAAGGCAGAGCUGCAGAGAGGAAUGUCCAAGGCCAACAGUGAGGUGGCCCAGUGGAGAUCCAAAUAUGAGACUGAUGCUAUCCAGCGAACUGAGGAGCUGGAGGAGUCAAAGAAAAAGCUUGCUCAGCGCCUUCAGGAGGCUGAGGAAUCCAUCGAGGCUGUGAACUCCAAGUGUGCGUCUCUGGAGAAGACCAAGCAGAGGCUGCAGGGGGAAGUGGAGGAUCUCAUGAUUGACGUGGAGAGAGCUAAUUCUCUGGCUGCCAACCUUGACAAGAAGCAGAGGAACUUUGAUAAGGUCCUGGCAGAAUGGAAGCAGAAGUAUGAGGAGAGCCAAGCGGAGCUGGAAGGAGCCCAGAAGGAGGCUCGCUCUCUCAGCACUGAACUCUUCAAGAUGAAGAACUCCUAUGAGGAGGCUCUCGACCAACUGGAGACCAUGAAGAGAGAAAACAAGAACCUACAGCAGGAGAUCUCAGACCUGACUGAACAGAUCGGAGAUACUGGAAAGAGUAUCCAUGAGCUGGAAAAAGCAAAGAAGACUUUGGAGACUGAGAAGACUGAAAUUCAGACAGCACUGGAGGAAGCCGAGGGUACACUGGAGCAUGAGGAGUCCAAGAUUCUCCGUGUUCAACUGGAGCUCAACCAGAUCAAAGGUGAGGUUGACAGGAAACUGUCAGAGAAGGAUGAAGAGAUGGAGCAGAUCAAGAGGAACAGCCAGAGGGUGACGGACUCCAUGCAGAGCACUCUUGACGCUGAGGUCAGGAGCAGGAAUGAUGCCCUGAGAAUCAAGAAAAAGAUGGAGGGAGACCUGAAUGAGAUGGAGAUUCAGCUGAGUCACGCCAACAGGCAGGCCGCUGAGGCCCAGAAACAACUGAGGAACACCCAGGGACAGCUCAAGGAUGCCCAACUGCACCUUGAUGAUGCUGUCAGAGGACAGGAGGACAUGAAGGAGCAGGUUGCCAUGGUGGAGCGCAGGAAUGGCCUGAUGCUGGCUGAGAUUGAGGAGCUGAGAGCCGCUCUAGAGCAGACAGAGAGGGGACGCAAAGUGGCCGAGCAGGAGCUGGUUGAUGCUAGUGAGCGCGCGGGACUUCUUCACUCUCAGAACACCAGUCUCAUGAACACCAAGAAGAAGCUGGAGACUGACCUUGUCCAGGUACAGGGUGAAGUGGAAGAUUCAGUUCAGGAAGCAAGAAAUGCUGAAGAGAAAGCCAAAAAGGCUAUCACUGACGCUGCCAUGAUGGCAGAGGAACUGAAGAAGGAGCAAGACACCAGUGCUCACUUGGAGAGGAUGAAGAAGAACCUGGAGGUCACAGUAAAGGACCUUCAGCACCGUCUGGACGAGGCUGAGAACCUCGCCAUGAAGGGUGGCAAGAAGCAGCUCCAGAAAUUGGAGUCCAGGGUGCGUGAGCUGGAAGCUGAAGUUGAAGGCGAGCAGAGACGUGGAGCUGAUGCUGUGAAAGGUGUCCGCAAAUAUGAGAGGAGAGUGAAGGAGCUGACCUACCAGACUGAAGAGGACAAGAAGAAUGUGACCAGACUUCAGGACCUUGUGGACAAGCUGCAACUUAAAGUGAAGGCUUACAAGAGACAAGCGGAAGACGCUGAGGAGCAGGCCAACACUCACAUGUCAAGACACAGAAAGACCCAGAAUGAGCUGGAGGAGGCUCAGGAGCGUGCUGACAUCGCUGAGUCUCAGGUCAACAAGCUGAGAGCCAAAAGCAGGGAUGGUGGAAAGUGUGAGUCUGCUGAGUGAGAGACCUCCUCGGGUUAAGGCCUUUCCACAAAGUUCAUAAAAUAUGAACUAGUGCCUGGGGCCUUUACCUUUUCAAUAAAGGUUAUAAUUGCAAUCCAGAA